Molecule: messenger RNA, 2505 nt
Organism: Closterium sp. NIES-65
Lineage: Eukaryota; Viridiplantae; Streptophyta; Zygnematophyceae; Desmidiales; Closteriaceae
Source: the annotation of a GenBank genome assembly
AUGGAGGGGGACAGCGCGGGGAAUGGCGAGCGCGCGGAAACAAGCGGGGCAGAAGCGGAAGCCGUGCAGGGGGGACUGGAGGAGCCGAUAGAGGCGGCAGGGGCAGGCGAGGGGGAACGGGGGAGCGGCGCGAUGGAGGACGAUGGGGGUGUGGGGGAGCGCGAUGGCGCGGCCGCGGCUGAGGCGCGGAAUAACGAAAGGGAAGCGCCCGGGCGGCGCAGCAAGGAAGGCACCAGCGGGCGGCGCACAGGCGGGCGAGACGCGAGUGAGCGAGGAGGGGCCGAGAAAUUGGCGGGAGAGGGAUUGAAGGCGAGGGGUGAGGGGCGGCGCAGGAGCGAGGGGGCUGCGAAUUUGAACGGGGAGCCAGCGGAGGGCGCCAAAGGGAGGGGCGCGGGACCGCGCAAAGGCGAGCGCGCGGUGAGGGGGAGUGCAGGGAAUGCCACGUCGUCCCCCCGCUCGAAUGGCAGCAGCGGGGCGGCGAGGGCAAGCGCGCGGACCCCUGGCAUCAGCAUGGCGUCUCCGCGCAACGCUGCUUCUUCCGCCACUGCUGCCGCGCGGGCAGACGGCCCAGGGGCGGCAGCAGAGAGCGCAGGGGAGGCAGCAGAGAGCGCAGGGGCGGCAACAGAUAGCACAGGGGCGGCAACAGAGGCGGCAGCAGGGAGUGCAGCGCCAGCAGCAGCGGAGAAGAGGCGCGCGAACGGGGGAGACGCGGAGGGUGGGGCGGAAGGUGAAGACUCUGGUGAGGGGGGGAGUGUGACAGGGGGAGGAGGAGGGCCCGCGCAGGCGAUGGAGAGUGCAGGCGGAAGCGAGCAGACGACACAAGGGGAGGUGGCGGAGGAGGCUGUGCGGAACAACGAUGGGGGCAGCAAGGAUGGGGGGGAAAAGGGUGCGAGAGAGGGAGGAGAGGGAAUGCAGGGAGGGGAGUGUGCAGCGGAGCCAGGCUCCGGUAAAGAGGAGGAGGGGUGCAAGGAGGGGGAGGCGGGUGGAGGCAAGGGGACCGGAGGGGUGGAUGGGCAAGAUGGGGGGGUGGGUGGUGUUGAGGGCGAGGUGGCAUGGCAGGCAGUGAGGGGGCGGUUAGAGUCCCGCGUGGGUGCAGCGGGCGACAUCGCCUCGCCCCGCCUGCUCGCGCCUCCGCUGCCCGCUGCUGCUUCUGCACCAGCCGCCCCCACAGCAGAGGGGGCAGCGCCCGCUGCUGCAGCGCCAGGCGCUUCCGCAGCGGUGGGCAGGGCAGAGCAAGCCGCAUGGGGGGCUGAGGGGGAAGAGCAAGUGCCAGAGCAGCAUGAGGAGGGGGAGGGCGCGGAGGGGGAGGCGGAGGGCGCGGGGGGGGGAGGGGCGGGGGAGGCGGGUGAGGCGGGUGCGGUCGAUGGACGCGGCCUUCUCCCCGCUGCUGGCUGCCGACCCCUCCGCCUGGCAGGCCGCUGGUCGCCCCGCGUGGCACGGCGUCAUGGGCGGGGCGGGGCGGGCGUGGGGUGGGCGCAAGCGGUGUUCCCCCGCAGCCACUCGGACAGCGUUCGGGAGAGCCGCGCCGGUCGCCGCGCCGCCUCCCUGCUCGCCCCUGCUGGCGGUGGUGGUGAUGUGUGGGCGGGCGCAGCAGCGGCGGAGAGGGUGGUGGUGCUGCGGACAAGUGGCGAGGAGAGGGUGGAUAGAGAGGCGCAGCAGAGUGGCGCAGGCAGAGCAGCGGGGAAGAGUGCGGACGCAGAGGGGGCGCGGGAAGGGGGGGCCACGGAUGGGGAGGCAGGGCAUGGAGGGAGGGCGGAGGAAGGGGGGGAGGAGGCGAGCAGCAAAGGGGGGGCGAGUGGCGUGGCGGAGCAGAGUGCAGCAGAGGCGAGCAAGGCGCGCGCAGACGCAGUGCUGGCAGCAGCGGUGAUGGCGGCGAAUGCGAGCACCAAACCACAGUGGGCCUCGCAGCACCAGUGGCACACGCAGCCACACGACCCACAAGGGCAGGGGGGAGGAGGGGGGACAGAGGCAGAGGCAAUGGAGGAGGAGAGGAGGCGAGCAGAGGAGGCGGAGAAGAAGCGAGCGUGGGACGAGGCGGUGAGGGCGGUGCGGCUGAGGGACCAGCAGCGCCGCCAGCAGGCCGCUGCCGCCCUCGCUGCUGAGGAGGCUGCACGGGGCGGCAGAGCGGGCGGCAAGGGAGGGCAGGCAGCACGGCGCCUGGCGAGGCGGCGACGCCGCGUGGUGGCUCGGCUGGUGGCGGAGGCACAGACGGGCGAGCUGAGGGAGGCGGUGGAGGGCAGGAGGGCGAGGAGGAGCGCGGUGGAGUACCACCUUCUGCACGCCGGCAUCUUCCUCGACCCACCCGCCAACCCCUCCCCUGAGGAGGAGGAGGAGGCGCGGAGGGAGGCGGCGGAGGUGGAGUGGCUGAGGGGGGAGGUGAGGGUGGCGCGGCGGUGGAUGGACGUGCAGCGCCUCGUAUGGAUCAACCGCGACCGUCAGCACCGCGCCCUGCUGCGCCGCGGAGGGCACGAGGAGCAGCGCGCACAGCUGCAGCACAUGAUGUGA